AUGGUUCCAACAACUGUGUCGUUUGUCGAUGUGCGCAUGCUCCAUGCAGCCGAGUUAAAAAAGCUUAGAGUGGACAGCCAGACAAGAGAGUGUGAGGAGAUACUCUAGCUACUCGGGUGAAAGCUUGUGAAGUCGUCCUCCUCGCUACAUCAGCUACUGUACCAUAAUGUCCAAACCAAAGUUUCAGACGGAGUGGGAGGAAAUUGACGAGGAAUAUCAACAAUUACAGGAAACUCACAAAAUAUACAGACAGAAACUUGAGGAGCUCACCAAUCUUCAGACAACAUGCAGCAGCGCCAUCAGUAAACAGAGAAAAUGCCUGAAAGACCUCAGGCGCAGCUUGACCAAGUGUUCACAAACAUGUGACAAGAAAGAAUUAGAACUAAUAAAAGACAUCAAAACACAAAUUAAAGAUAAAGAAAAUGUGUUCUUUGAUAUGGAAGCAUAUUUGCCAAAGAAAAACGGGCUGUACCUAAAUUUGGUCCUGGGCAAUGUGAACGUAACGCUUCUUAGCAACCAGGCCAAAUUUGCCUACAAAGAUGAAUAUGAGAAGUUCAAGCUUUACAUGACAAUAAUCCUGAUGUUUGGAGCAAUAACCUGCCUAUUCUUUCUCAACUGUCGAGUCACUGAUGAAAUCUUCAACUUUCUGCUGGUGUGGUACUACUGCACAUUGACCAUAAGGGAAAGCAUCCUCAUGAGCAAUGGCUCCAGGAUCAAAGGUUGGUGGGUGUCUCACCAUUAUGUAUCCACCUUUCUGUCAGGAGUGAUGCUCACCUGGCCAGAGGGGCCCAUGUAUCAGAUGUUCAGAAGCCAGUUCCUCGCUUUCUCCAUCUACCAGAGCUUUGUUCAGUUCCUGCAGUAUUACUACCAGAGUGGCUGCUUAUACAGGCUGCGAGCUUUGGGAGAGAGAAAUCAGCUGGACCUCACAGUGGAGGGAUUUCAGUCCUGGAUGUGGAGAGGCCUCACUUUUCUUUUACCAUUCCUCUUUUUUGGCCAUUUUUGGCAGCUCUACAACUCGGUGACCCUAUUUCGUUUGGGAGGACGUGAGGACUGUAAGGAGUGGCAGGUAUUUAUGCUGGCACUGACAUUUCUCGUCCUAUUCCUGGGAAAUUUUCUCACUACCGUAAAAGUCGUCCAUCAAAAGGUUCAGAAAAAACAGGAAAAGGUGCAAAAAAAUGACUGAGACGAAAACUCAGAUUCAUACAAAUGGCCAGUAAUUUUAAAGCAACACGCACAAUCGCUUGAUAGACUGACCCACGCUACAGGCCGGGAGAAGACAAAGCUGAAACCACUGUUUCUCUCAGGCUUUGAUGGCAGCAGUGUCCAGCCAAAGUAUCUGGCCAACAGGCUUCUGCUUUCAAAUGACUUGUCGUCGAUGUUGCUGCACAGUCGGUCUCAACACAGUGUUGUUCACCUGAUAGAUGGAACAGUUUGUCGCUAUAUUCUGUACAUAAAAAGUGAGAGGGAAGAAUGUGUUUUUAUUUGGGUAUUUGUGUCAGCGCAUGAAUCUGUCGGAGAGCCUUUUGUUCAAAUCAUAUGCAACUAAAAGAGGGCAGGUAGCAUCGAUCAACAGAACAGAAUAUAGUUUGCCUUUAAAGACAUAACGUCUGUCAUGUUCUUGAUACUUCUGUGAAGUAGCGCUGGGCCAACUGUCUCUGGCUUGAACAAAAUUGGACGUGUUCAACUUGGCACUGCGCUUCAUUUCUUGAAUUAUCUAACUUUUUAUGUGUAGUUCUUAACUCCUCCUGUUGUGCUAUUUCACUGCUAACCAGUAUUUUUUUUACUAAGACUUGUAGGUCGACAACUUUAACAAAACAUAAACCUGAUACUUGACUGUCCUUUUUCUGAGUCAGUUGUGGCUCUGUUUUUUUGCUGUUUUCCUAGUUCCUCAAAAAAAAGUAAGGACUACAAGGGAAGGCUACACUGUUUCUCCCUUCAGGCAGUGGUCACAAAAGCCAUAACUUUUUUUUUAAUGAUCUAAUGCUUAAACUUGGUUCGGUCACAUGAACACAGACAUAACAAUUUGUACUGUCCUCAAAGGAUUAAAGGGGGGUUUCAUGGGAACUCGGCCCUAACGUUUACACUUUUAUGUUCUCAUUAUCAUGUUUCAAUAAUGAUCUAACUCUUCCUUCAAGCCUAUUAAACAUUGUAUCACAAAGUCAUGCACAGAGAUGUAUCAUUACUGUGCUGAAACAACAUGCUGGUAGUUCCCCCUUGUUAUGUGAUGUUGCAGAAAUGUGUUAUGACCAAAUGCUGCUAUUAGCGCUGGUACUGUAAGACUAAGGUACAGAAUUAUGAUUAAAAAUGUGCUGGAUUAUUGUUUUUUUAAUUCCAAUAAACGUACUAAAUAAAAUAUUUGUAUGAAUUAACUUACGGCCAAACCUAGAGCUUUUGCUCUAGUUCACUGUAGUGUCGUGUGGUUCCUGUUUCAUGCUUGUUAAGUAGGGUCUUUUUGUUUUGUUUUUUCAGAAAUGUCUGGUCUGUAAUGCCUGGUUCUCCCUCCAGCCUGUAACAGCAAAAAAAAAAAAAAAAAAGUCUUUUUAUUUAGAAAGAUUUAAGGAUGGUAGUGUUGUUUUUGUCAUUUCCCAGAAAGCAAUCAUGCUGAAGAGAAUCCCAAUAUUUAUGUAUCACUUUUAUUGAGGGAACAUUAAAGCACGUUGAGUUACUGACCAAAGUGUUACAUUUGAUGCGAGAGAGCUGCCAGAAUGCACAC
Messenger RNA from Sander lucioperca (pikeperch), 2713 nucleotides. RefSeq names its product transmembrane protein 120B (gene tmem120b). Gene Ontology annotation, biological process: fat cell differentiation. Bases 167 to 1183 code for a protein of 338 amino acids. The transcript is spliced from 12 exons. Lineage: Eukaryota; Metazoa; Chordata; Actinopteri; Perciformes; Percidae. The record is from RefSeq and is a predicted model, not a curated record. Gene Ontology annotation, cellular component: membrane.